Molecule: messenger RNA, 3048 nt
Organism: Xenopus laevis (African clawed frog)
Lineage: Eukaryota; Metazoa; Chordata; Amphibia; Anura; Pipidae
Gene: zbtb8b.S
Product: zinc finger and BTB domain containing 8B S homeolog
Exons: 4
Coding region: 280-1821 (513 amino acids)
Biological process (GO): regulation of transcription by RNA polymerase II
Cellular component (GO): nucleus
Molecular function (GO): RNA polymerase II cis-regulatory region sequence-specific DNA binding; DNA-binding transcription factor activity, RNA polymerase II-specific
Source: RefSeq, a predicted model, not a curated record
CACAGCAGCCAUCUUCUGGGUCAUCUAUGAUAAGCUGAGACAGAGACUGGUGAACAGGGCCGGAUUUGUGGCGAGACCACAAAGGCCCAGGCCUAGGGCGGCGAAAUUUUAGGGGCGGCAUGCUAGAAUGCAUAGGGAACGCAAAGUUCCCCAGCUCUACGAUGCAUGCGCAUGUGCAAACUUGCGCAAGAAGGGGGAAUGGUGUGAGCCAAUAGCAGGCGAUAGGACCCUGAGGCAUUGGGCGCCCAGGGGAGAAAUCCGAUGCCAGCGAAGUGAUGCAUGCACAGUUGGAGCAAUUUACCAGUUUGCAACAACUGCACAAGGACCGAAAUGGAUGUAAAUUGCCAAAGCGCCGGAAGAAGACACGAAGAAGAUGGCUGCGAUGAACUCAGAUGCUGUGACUCUUCACCAAGGGCUAGGAGAUAUUUUUGUGUUGGAGCCAUGGAGAUGUCAUCAUAUUAUACCAAACUACUUGGGGAAUUAAAUGAACAGAGGAAGAGGGAUUUCUUCUGUGACUGCAGCAUAAUUGUAGAGGGCCGAAUUUUCAAAGCCCACAGGAAUGUUUUGUUUGCGAACAGUGGUUAUUUUCGAGCCAUGCUAGUUCACUAUAUUCAGGACAGCGGGAGACACAGCACAGCCUCUCUGGAUAUUGUCACAUCAGAGGCAUUCUCUACCAUCCUGGACUUUCUUUAUUCAGGCAAGCUGAACGUUUGUGGAGAAAAUGUGAUCGAAGUUAUGAGUGCGGCUAGUUAUCUGCAGAUGACAGAUGUGGUCAACUUCUGUAAAGCCUAUAUCCACUCUUCAUUAGACAUAUGCCGGAAGAUUGAGAAGGAAAGUUCCUUUGGACAGGCAGACAGUGGCAGCGAUGGCAUAAAUAGUGGAAGAGAAGCAGAGCUUGGGGCCUCACCUGAGAAAGAAAAUGACAGUGACUGCCAGAAAGAUCCACCCGGUGGCGACUGCAGUAGUUGCAACUCUAUAGAGCUGAUGGUAAAACAUCACCCAACCGACGGCUCCAAUGAAAGUAAAAGUUCCAACAAAGCAGUAGAACCAAAAGAGGAAUUUGACUCUGAUGUUGUGGAGGUGUCAGAGGGUGUACAAACCUACCAUAUUCCUACAGGACUGGAACAGGGAGAGGAAGGUCUGCAUUCAGCAUCUGGGGUUGAUAUAGCAUGCAAUAACUAUCACAUGAAGCAAUUUCUUGAGGCUCUUUUGAGAAAUAGUUCUUCCCAGAGGAAGGAUGAUGCAGUGCAUCAUUUUCCACGGGACUUUGAAUCUCGUCAAGAAGAUACUGGUGUCCCAAUGAGCUCUAUGAUGGAUAUUCAAGGUGACUGGUUUGGGGAAGACACAGGGGAUGUCCUAGUUGUUCCUAUCAAGCUGCACAAGUGUCCAUUCUGUCCAUACACAGCCAAGCAGAAAGGGAUCCUCAAACGACACAUCCGCUCUCACACUGGUGAGCGGCCUUAUCCCUGUGACGUAUGUGGGAAAAGAUUUACCCGACAGGAGCACCUGAGAAGCCAUGCACUGACUGUCCAUCGUUCUAAUCGACCAAUCAUAUGUAAAGGUUGCCGGCGUACUUUUACCAGUAAUUUAUCUCCUGGCUUGAGACGUUUUGGUUUGUGUGACAGUUGCACCUGCGUCACCACCACACAUGAUGACUCCAACCACCCAGGUGGCACAGAAGCUGCCUCUGAGAGUAUGGACAAGGAAGAAGAGGUGGAUGGAGACUGGCCAAUCUACAUUGAGUCUGGAGAUGAGAAUGAAGGGCCCGAGGAGGAGGAAAUUGAUGAUAAAGAUCAAAUCCACAGAGAGGUGCUAAUGUGACCACUGUACCCUAAGAAUGAGCGAGGGACUCAUCACCUUAGUCAAGACCAUUUACCAUCUCAUUUGCAGGAAGACUUCUCUACUCCCUCAUAAUGUGUGGCAAGUUACACAUAAACAUCACUGUAUAGUGUGCUUCUUGCUCUUUAAAUUUAUGAGAAGCCUGUGGGAAGGACACUUAUGACCACAUACCAGACAAUUUAAAAUGAGUUUUCUCUGUUCCUUUCACCAACAUACCAGGUUGCACAUUACACAUCUAAUUUAAAGUGUGGCGUGCUCCUUGCUCUUGCGGACAACUGAAGAAACAUUUUCACUAGUACUAUUCCACAUUUUAGUGCUGUGCACUAAACCCAUGUCUGUUUGAAGACUUUUAAUCCAUUGUAACGCUUGUGCUAGUUUUAUGUGUGCAACAAAUACAUUGCCAAAAUUCUGGUUGCAAACUGUCUGCACCCUGGUACAGAACAUUGUGACAAUUCCUAUGCUGUAGAUGUCCCUAUACUUCUGUUCACAUGUACUUUAUUUACUUUGACUGCAGCUCUCCAAUGCAUGAACAGGUGGUUUGAUUGCUGCCCAAAUAUCCACCUUAAUCGUUGAAAAUUGGGAGUACAGUCUUAUGCAGCACUGCAAUUUCACCAUUGAUCUCCGACUCUAUUGCAGUUAAAGGUCCUAUAAACGACUAUACGUAUGUCUAAACGUACCUUGGAUAGACUGACACACUGAAGACAUUCUCUGGAAAUAAGGUUUACAUCUAGGACGCACUUACUUGCAAAGGCAGAAAAGAAAUGGAUUUCUGUGUAUUUUUCUGCAUUGACCUUAAUGUAGGGUUUGUACACUUUCACACACUCAUACUGGAAGACCAUAGAAAUGUUUCACAAUAGAACCCGCAUUAUUUAUGUAGCUAUAUUAUGGUGGUAUACGUCUUAUUACUGUAUGCAGAACUUAAUAGGAAAUUAGAUAGGCCCUGUGUUGUUGGCUAGACAACAUUUUAAAAAUACACUGCGCAAAAUGCCUUGAAGUGCACUUAAAGACAGAGCCUGCUUUCAUAGAAGUAUAGGAAUCAAUGCAGUUUAACAGCAGAAUAAUUCUGGAGUAAUUCCUUGUACUUUAGUUCAUUCCUGGUGGUAAAAGCAGAAGGAAGGUUGAGAUUACCCCAAGCAAUUGUAUUCCAGAUAUGUCUGACACCUAUACCAGUUCUUUAUGAACCUACGCCUCUUUCAGUUGAGUAAAUAG